Folsomia candida is the source of this 938-nucleotide messenger RNA. Its product is annotated as larval cuticle protein A2B. The transcript is spliced from 4 exons. Lineage: Eukaryota; Metazoa; Arthropoda; Collembola; Entomobryomorpha; Isotomidae. Gene Ontology annotation, cellular component: extracellular matrix. The record is from RefSeq and is a predicted model, not a curated record. Bases 146 to 736 code for a protein of 196 amino acids.
UCUUCUUUUGUUACAGAGAAGAAAAAACGUUACCAAGGCGGACGGAAAUUGUAAAUUGUAUAAAAGAAGAAUGGAAUUGGUCAAAUUGUAUCAGUUCCAAGUUUCUCAUCCAACUACAAGUUCUUAGACAAAGACAAGCAGCAAAAUGUUCAAGAUCGUCGCCCUCCUCUCCCUCGCCGCGGCCGCUUCUGCCGGCGUUGUCGCCCCCGCUUUCUACAGCGGAGCGUCCUACGCUGCCCCAGCUUAUGCUGCUGCCCCAGCCGUCUACCACUCCGCCCCAGUCGUCAAGACCUUCGCCGCCGCCCCAGUUGCCGCCUACCACGCUGCCCCAGCUGUCUACCACGCUGCUCCAGUCGUCAAGGCCGUCGCCGUCCAACCCGAACCAUACGAUCCCCACCCACAAUACAACUACGGAUACUCCGUGUCCGAUGCUUUGACCGGUGACUCCAAGACCGCCUCCGAAUCCCGAGACGGAGACCUCGUCAAGGGACAAUACUCCCUCGUCGAGCCCGACGGUGCCAUCCGAACCGUCACCUACACCGCUGAUGCCGUCAACGGAUUCAACGCCGUCGUCGAGCGAUCUGCCCCAACCGUGACCAAGGCCGUCGUUGCUGCCCCAGCCGUCUACCACGCUGCCCCAGUCGUCAAGACCUUCGCUGCUGCCCCAGUUGCUGCCUACCACGCUGCCCCAGCUUACGGUUACGCCGCCGCCCCCAUUGCCAAAUACCACUUUUAAAUACUUUCUUUAAAAGUAGGGAGAGAAGAAAAAAUGUGAUACUUUUCCAAGCUCUAAAUUUAUCUAAAACUUGAAAUUUGUCCUCCUCUUCCAGGCUAAUUAGUUGAUUCGAUGUGUCUUUCGAAGUGUUCAAAUAUGAUGAUGAAUAUGUAUUUAUAUUUGAGUGAUGAUAAAAAACUGUAAUAAAUCUGUUGCAAAUUUA